AACGGGUCGCGCGUUGACUACAUCCGACAUAUUAUACGUACCAGUACGCUGUAACGCCAGAAAUAGAUAUAUAUAAAGCCAGCAGUAACCGCGGCUUGUUUUCAAAUCAAUCAAAAAUGUUGCGCGUUCUGCUGGCCAUUUCUACCUGCUCUGUAUCUUCUGCUUAUAACGCGGUGAAGGAAGUGCCGGAAGGACCCUCGUCAUUCGUCUGCGUUGAUGGAUCCGAAAUUCUUCUCGCCCGAGUCUGCGAUGGAAAACCUGAUUGCCAUGACGUUUCCGAUGAAACUCGAAAACUUUGUCGUCACGUCGUAUGUCCAAUCUCCACCUUCCGGUGUGCCUACGGAGCAUGUAUACCCCGGGGAUCUCGAUGUGAUGGGAUUGAAAAUUGUGCGGACGGUAGCGACGAGACGCGCUGCAACGUAGCCGAAAUUUGCACCGAUCGUGAGUUUCAAUGCGUCGAUUCUCCCGAGUGCAUUCCGCUAAAAGAUAUUUGCAACGGCUAUUCGGACUGUCGGGAUGGCAGCGACGAGAACGCCACAACUUGUCUCGGCCAUCCGUGCCCAUCGCACACCUAUCACUGCUCUUACGGUGGAUGCGUUCACCAGGAAGUCAUGUGCGACGGUACCAAGGACUGCAUCGAUGCGACUGACGAAGACCCGGCUACUUGCAGAGCGAUGAAUUGCCGCGGCUCCGAAUGCAAGGGAUAUAAGUGCAGCGACCAAGAAUUCACCUGCGGAAGCGGUGGGCAGUGCAUACCUAAUAAUAAAGUGUGCGACGGAAGUCACCAGUGUAGGGAUGGUUCGGAUGAAGACAUCGAACGGUGCAGCAUGCACACGUGCCUACCAGGGUUCUUCCGGUGUUCCUACGGUGGUUGCAUACCGGAGAGCAAAAAGUGUAACUUCGAGCAAAACUGUCACGAUUGGAGCGACGAAGACGAGAAAAUAUGCGGCGUCAGUUUGCCGGAAGGAGCUUGCCGCUUGCCACCUACGAAACCUGGAACCCACUACAGAGUUUCAGGCUGUCCGGACUGUCGACCAGGCGAAGUUGUCGCGGAAUUAACGAAGCUCGAAUACUUCUGCGACAUCGAAGGAUCCCUCGAAGGCCCCGGCACAGUCUUCUGCGAAGACAACGAAUGGACACCUUCGAUCCCAACGUGUCCCACGGAAAGUGGGAGUAUAACUUGCCCACCUUUAGCUGCGCCUGGUGCGGUUAAAAGGUGCGAAGUGAAAUGGGGUCCUCGUGAAGGAUGGAUACCUUGCGAUCGUUACGUUCCUGUAGGCACUCAGGCUUUCUUGGAAUGUCCAAUUUACUACGAACCCGAAGCCGGAGCAUCUCACGCUACGUGUUUGCAUGACGGGACAUGGAGUCGAAAGCAUCUUAGCUGUAAACCGGAGUGCGGAAAUCGAGAUCUGUCGGUUCUGCCAUUGAUAGUUAACGGAUGGGAGGCGUCUUUGAGCGAUCAUCUUCCGUGGCAUGCUGCAUUAUUUUCAUUCGAGAAUGGAAAGCCGAGUUUUUUCUGCGGCGGAACUCUGAUCGCGGAACGUUUGGUUCUCACGGCUGGCCAUUGCGUGUGGCAAAGCGAUGUUGAUCUCUUGAAAGUCGUCCUCUGUGGUUUCUCGAGCGAUUUCGAUGGCCAAGGAGAAGAUACGCAGGUCUUCGAUGUAGAAAAUAUCGAAUUGCAGUAUUCCUAUCAGGACCGCGAAGGAAACUACGGCUCGGACCUUGCUAUAUUGGUCCUGAAAAAACCGGUGGUAAUUAAUUCGUGCGUCAAACCAGUCUGCAUUGAUUGGACCGAUGCCAAUGACGUGGUACAAAGAGACGGUGCUAUUGGACUGGUGAUCGGCAUGGGAAUAACCGAAAACGACACGUUCGGUGCAUCGCUUAGGAUGGCGUCCGUGGAGAUAGUUUCAAACGAAAAGUGUUACCAAAAGCAAAAGAGGGAUUUCCGGAAGUACAUAACGUACACAUCGUUCUGUGCGGGAUGGGGAAACGGAACGGGGGUCUGCAACGGGGAUAGCGGCGGCGGUUUGUUUCUUCCUAAGCCAAAUUCUACGCGCUGGGAAAUACACGGCGUUGUUUCCAUCAGCCCGAGACGUUUAGGGACCAGCUUUUGCGAUCCAAAUUAUUACACCAUAUUCACAAAGGUUUCGGCCUACGCUACGUGGAUUAAAAAAUAUAUUGACAAUACACCUGUGAUUGGUCCAUCCAAUUUAUCAGACUUUCCGAAUCAUGAUACGAUUGGAUAGUAUCCUUCUAUUUUCGAGAAAUCAUUUCUGGAGUCCUAUCUCGACAGUGAAAAAGUAUAUGUUACAUUGAACGAACCAUUUUUGUAGUUACUCUUAUUGUUAGUUACGUCUAUAAAUAUCGAAUUAUGUAUGACUCAAAUGAGGGAAAUUAUUAUGCAAACAAUAAUUCGACAUAACAUCUUUUGUUUAGUCUUCAUUUCCUCUUUUUUUUUUUUGAACUUGCGUGUAAAUAAUAAUUGACGUAUGAUAAUUAUUUUUUAAAUAUUUUUUCUCACUUCAAAAACAAGCUAUAACAUCAACAACCGUAACAACCAAGAUUAUCAGAUAUCUAUUUAUAUAUUAAUAUUUCAAUUAUUUUAAACGUUCCAAAUUUUUUCUUAUGUGCAUAUUUAUAUUGUGUAUCAUGUACAUGCGUGCUUACUGUCCCGACUCACAGUUUAUCAAUUAUUAUUUAUUAAUUGAAAAAAAAUAUCGAAAGUAACAUGCUUCAAUUAUUACGUGCAAGUUAACCAUAUGAAACGCUGGAAAACAAUUUUCACUUGGUAAAAAGAAAUGAAGCAUAUCUACUUGAAAAAUCGGCCCCGAUUAGUUCGGCGAUAAGAAAUAUUUAUUAACGCAAAGAAACUGUUAAUAGAUAGGAUAGUGGAAUCUGUAGGAAGAAAGUGAGUAAGUAAAACUAAAAUCAAUCUCAGACAGACUGACCGACAAGAUAUAUCGCGAUGUAUUUGGGUAAAAAAAAAGUUCUCAAGUGACGUCUUGACAAAGUUAUCACAAAUUUUAAACCACUAAAAAAAUGUAAACAAUAAUAAUAAUCAUAAUCAUAAUAAUAAUAGUAGUAGUAGUAGUAGUAGUAAUAAAAACAAUAGUAAUAAUAAUAAUGAAAUAAGGAAGGAAAUAUAUUCACUGUAAUUACACAGCACCAAAUAAUCCACUUAAUAAUCGUUUUCCUUAGUCUGUUUGGCAAGUAAAAGUUUAAAUGGUAAAUUAAUUAACAACAUGAUGCAUUCGUGAAAAUAUGAAGAGAAUAUCGGAUUCCCUGCGUCAUUUAAUCACUCCAUAUUCUGUCUCAAUUUUGCUAAUCAUUACUACAUGUGAUGAAAAAUGUAUUUAUUGUGUGUUUUAUUGCAUAUUGCAACUAAAUUAUUUAAUGUAAUAUGGGAGAAUGAUUCUGUACUUGUAU
Molecule: messenger RNA, 3426 nt
Organism: Neodiprion virginianus
Lineage: Eukaryota; Metazoa; Arthropoda; Insecta; Hymenoptera; Diprionidae
Product: modular serine protease-like
Exons: 9
Coding region: 117-2246 (709 amino acids)
Biological process (GO): proteolysis
Cellular component (GO): membrane
Molecular function (GO): G protein-coupled receptor activity; serine-type endopeptidase activity; protein binding
Source: RefSeq, a predicted model, not a curated record